UACGCCAGCGAACUAUUAACAUUGUCAACCAAAAAAUGUUGAUUAAAAACUUUUUUGUAAACGGUCUCUAAAAAGUUUUUAUUGCAACUGUCAUUCGUUGCUUAAUCUGUGCCGUGUUAGUUGACAGUUGGACGUUUCACUUAUUGUUAACCAAAAAUGUAAUAUAAUAUCGUUUUCCGAAAAAACUUUUAAUUAUUGUGAUUGUGUUUGUAUUAUUACGUGCAUUUCAAUGCUUAAACUUGUUAAUAUUGUUAUUUUAAAAUGUUAUAAAAACCUCUUUCCCGUGUACUCUGCUAAGAAGAUUUAAUUUUUGACAUUCGUAGCUUAAUCUUUGUUUGCGUAUUAGUAACGAACCAGAAAUGUUUUUCAUAAGGAAAUAAUUAUUCCGCAAUUGAUUUUUGUUAAACCCAACGCAAUGGUUCGGUAGUCUGGCUUUGUUAUUACAAGGAGAUAGUUGUUAAACAUCAUUAUGUCUCUCGUGAACGUUGGUACUCAUGUCGAGAUGGCUAUCCAGAAGUGUUUGAGAAGAAUGGAUGGCUACAUUAUACUAGAUGAGAUUGGCUGUCCCGACACCGCUUUCAACAUGGCGUCCAUAAAUCCCAACGGUGAUCUAAAGAGUCCGGGAGAUCCAGAGAAGAAGAUUCCAGAGACGGAUGCCGAAAAACAGCCAUUAUCAGGGAAGAAAGAAGAAAGAUGGUGGACGACACUGAUGCAAGUAGCUGUACCUUUUUUCAUCGCAGGCUGUGGUACUAUUGGCGCUGGAUUAGUUCUCGGGAGUGUAAGGAACUGGGAGGUUUUCCAAAAUGUAUCAGCGAUCUUUGUAUUAGUGCCGUCUCUCUCUGGAUUAAAAGGUAAUUUGGACAUGUGCCUCGCGUCGCGACUAUCAACGCAAGCUAACCUUGGUAACAUGGAAACGCCAAGAGAAGUAAUAUCCAUGGUCGUUGGAAACAUAUCAUUAGUACAGGUGCAGGCAAUAGUAGCUGCUACGGUUGUCUCGAUGUUCGCUAUAGUUGUCAACUCAAUCACUGACCGCGCUUUCAACGGCAGUUUUGUGUUACUUCUCAUCGCAUCAGCUGUCUUUACUGCCACAACAACGUGCUUCGUAUUAGAUUUCGUGAUGGUGUUAGUAAUCUUUGGGUCGCAAAAGUUUAAAGUGAAUCCAGACAAUGUGGCAACUCCGUUGGCUGCUUCAAUUGGCGAUAUCGUGUCUAACUCUGUACUUGCUGUCACCGCGCAGUACAUGUAUGAUCAGAUAAAAAUAUCACUAUGGCAACCGAUAGCUCUGAUGUGUGUAUACUACAGCCUGCUGCCUCUGUGGGUCUUCAUUGUUUGGAGGAACAAGUACACCAAGAAAGUGCUGAUGACUGGAUGGACCCCUGUUAUUUCUGCUCUCUUCAUUAGCGGUAUCGGUGGUAUAGUUCUGGAUCAAGCAGUCGAAAAGUACCAAGGCUACGAAGUGUUCCAACCAAUCGUGAAUGGAAUCGGAGGUAACCUGGUCUGCGUGCAAUCCUCGCGGCUGACAACGCACCUCCAUCAGACGGCCAUCCUCGGCAUCCUGCCUGAGGACACGAGGAUAGUUGAAUGGCCCUGGAAGACACUGUUCUUUGGAACUGCUGCGGCUAAAGUGGCUCGAAUGCUGCUGGUGUUGGCUCUCUGCGGCCAAGUGGUGUUCAUGAUAGUUGCUGAUUUCAUCUACCAAGGCGUCGUCAGUAUACAGUUCGCGUUUGGCUUGACAUAUCUCUUAUGUUCAAUGCUUCAGGUGAUGGUGCUUUUGUACAUGGCGUACAUGCUAAUACAUUUCAUGUGGAAGAGGAAGAAGGAUCCAGAUAAUGCAGCUAUUCCAUACUUAACCGCGCUCGGUGACCUCUUAGGGUCAGUGUUCCUAGGUCUUGCGUUCGUUAUCCUGUCUAUAUUUGGUUUACAAUACGGCAAUAAUGUACCUGGUACUUAAAUCCUCACAAAAAAUU
Molecule: messenger RNA, 1967 nt
Organism: Papilio xuthus (Asian swallowtail)
Lineage: Eukaryota; Metazoa; Arthropoda; Insecta; Lepidoptera; Papilionidae
Product: solute carrier family 41 member 1
Exons: 11
Coding region: 470-1951 (493 amino acids)
Biological process (GO): monoatomic cation transport
Cellular component (GO): plasma membrane
Molecular function (GO): monoatomic cation transmembrane transporter activity
Source: RefSeq, a predicted model, not a curated record